AUUCAACUAUUUGACGAUUCCUUCACUUACGCUGGUGUCCUUGUUUUCUCCUUUUUCUGGUCGUUCAGAUCUUCCUUCGAUUUCAUUCCUCUAGUGAGAAUCCUCGCGCCAUACAUCAUCGAACCAACGACGCACCACCAUGAGCAACGUGAGCGGAUUCUCCGGAAUAGUAGGUCCUGGAGCCCACCGUCCAGGCGAGCCCGCCUCAGGUGGAGGAGGUAACGCGGCGCCUCCUAGCACAGGAUUCUGGGGGACUAAUCCUGCGUGGGGAACCGCUUGGGGCUGCCCAAACGGUGCUGAUAGCGGUGGUGGCGGCGUAUCUGGGCCAGGUGCUUAUGGCGAACCCCCCGUUAGUGGAACGCCUGUGAAUGUAUCGCAAUCCGCUCCUCUCUCGGCUGGGUUUCACGAGUGCUACGUGCAGAGUCGCGUGGAGGCACCGCACGUGAAGCGACUGCUCCUGUUGCGCAUCCUGACGUUUAUCUUAAGCCUGCUUUGCAUCAGCGUGCUAGUGGGCGCACCAACGGGGCAGUACAGAUUCACGUUCUUCGUCGCCUACUCGCUGCUCUUCGCCAUGGCGUCCAUCGCCAUGCUCUACUCCUUCCUCCUCGUCCUCUUCUCCUGUGCUUGGAUCUUUCGCGCGCGCCAUGCGUGGGGGCGAUUCAUGACUGGAGCGCAGAUGAUCAUGGACUUUCUACUGGCUCUCCUGCUGUUUGCAGCGGCCACAACAGCAGCUUGCCAGACGGGUCAGAACUCGCAAGGGGUGACCAUCAUGGGACGGCGCCAACUUGUCAGCCUUUGCUCCAGUGCUGAUGUUCUGGGAUUUGGAUCGAACCACUUUUGUGGCUACAUGCAAGGGGCGACUGCUUUGGGGUAUCUUGCGUUCUUCACUUUGUUACCUCUGUAUUGGAUGAACCGGCGAGCAUGGUACAAGAGUUUCUGAGUGGGUCGUAUGGCACAACCUUGCUUGUAUAAGUAGAAGAGUUCCAAGCCACUAUGCACCUCUUGUUCAUAUGGCGUGCACUGCUUCUUCCUAAACUGUAGUAGUAUUCACGCAGCAUGAAACAUCAGUUCUUACUUUUGCCUAUUAU
This is a messenger RNA of Closterium sp. NIES-67, 1088 nucleotides long. The record is from the annotation of a GenBank genome assembly. Lineage: Eukaryota; Viridiplantae; Streptophyta; Zygnematophyceae; Desmidiales; Closteriaceae.